Molecule: messenger RNA, 1631 nt
Organism: Juglans microcarpa x Juglans regia
Lineage: Eukaryota; Viridiplantae; Streptophyta; Magnoliopsida; Fagales; Juglandaceae
Product: beta-1,4-mannosyl-glycoprotein 4-beta-N-acetylglucosaminyltransferase-like
Exons: 2
Coding region: 246-1337 (363 amino acids)
Biological process (GO): N-acetylglucosamine metabolic process; protein N-linked glycosylation
Cellular component (GO): membrane
Molecular function (GO): beta-1,4-mannosylglycoprotein 4-beta-N-acetylglucosaminyltransferase activity
Source: RefSeq, a predicted model, not a curated record
GCAGACCCGCAGGGGAUGGAAACUGUCCUCAGGUUGUCUCUCCUUGCUUCACUCCGCCAUCUCAUUCUCACGUGGGCACUCGACUCUACCUCUCUCUCUCUAUCUGGAACUGGAACUGGCGGGAAUGCAUUCAGGACCUAUGCAAAUGCAAAAUCGUGAGCGAAUUUGGAAGGCACUUGAUUUUUCCGGUAGUUGAAUUGGCACAACCAUGUCAAGUAGUUAUCCUAAUCAUUCUCCUUCAAGACAUGGCAACACGAGCUGUCCGCCUGACCUCCAGACGAUCACCACCUAAGUUUCUUUUCAUCAUACUCCUGAUACUUAUUCCUAUUUGUGUGAUUGGAAUUUUUACCCAUGGCCAGAACAUAUCCUAUUUUUUCCGACCACUAUGGGACAAUGCCCCACCCCCCUUCAAACACCUCCCACACUAUUAUGCAGAAAAUGUAUCAAUGGACCACCUUUGCCACCUCCAUGGCUGGUCCCGGCGAUCCCAACCCCGUAAUGUUUUUGAUGCCAUCUUAUUCAGCAAUGAAUUGGACAUACUGGAGAUCAGGUGGCGUGAGCUUUAUCCCUAUGUCACAAAAUUUGUAAUCCUCGAGUCCAAUACCACCUUCACAGGCAUUCCAAAGCCUCUCUUCUUUUCUUCAAACCGAGCUCGAUUUGCUUUUGCUGAGGGGAAAUUUGUCCAUGGUAUCUUAUCUGGUCAAGUGGCAGUUCACGGAUCAUACAAACACCCAUUUGAACUCGAGACCCAACAACGUAAGGUUAUAAAUCGAUUAGUUCGCCAGUCAGGGAUUUCUUAUGGUGACAUUCUUAUCAUGUCAGAUACUGACGAGAUACCAAGCCCACAUACCAUGAAAUUAAUGCAAUGGUGUGAUGGGGUGCCACCUGUAAUGCAUCUCGAGCUCCGGCACUAUAUGUACUCAUUUGAGUUCCCCGUGGAUUAUAGCAGCUGGCGAGCCACAACCCACAUCUAUGGCCCUGACACCCUUUACCGGCAUUCUCGCCAAACUGAUCUUAUCUUCUCUGAUGCUGGAUGGCACUGUAGCUUUUGUUUUCGGCACAUCCAGGAGUUUGUGUUUAAGAUGACUGCUUAUAGCCAUGCAGAACGUGUAAAGCAGAAAGAUUUUUUAGAUCAUGCAAGAAUACAGGAGCUCAUUUGCAGGGGCGAUGAUCUCUUCGACAUGCUACCUGAAGAGUACACCUUCCAGGAGUUGAUUAAAAAGAUGGGAUCAAUUCCCCGAUCGGCUUCUGCUGUUCAUCUUCCUGCCUACUUGAUAGAGAAUGCAGAUAAGUUUGAGUUCCUUCUCCCAGGGGGCUGUUUGAGAACAUCUGAAUGAAGGUUUCUGGUCAUCCAAAGUACAAAAUUUUGGAAUUUUGUAGCUUGGAACUUGGGUUGUCCCGUCUCCUUUUUUUAAUAAAGAGGCUCUAAUGCCUGGAAGUUCCCGAGGAUGUGAAAAAUAUAGCGCUCGUUACUUUGGAUUGCCUUUAUUAAUGCACUCGAACAAAUGAGAGUUGUACUAAACUUUUUCCGCCUAAAUUAGUAGCUGCGAAAGGAUACCCUUUUGAUCUAAACAGAAUACUGCUUUGCCUGUUUCUUUUGUCUAUUUGAUUCCAUCUACAUUUCGUAUGAA